AUGAAAUAUCCCUGGCUUCUCAUCUGUAUUUCGAUUUUCUCCUUUGUCCAAUGUCAGCAUUUUCAGCGGCGUGACCAUUCCCUUGUUCCUCCUUACUCAGGUGGAUGGAGUACUUAUGGUACAACUAUGGUUUCCCCUAGUAUUGUUCGCCUAACAGGAGAUCAGAAAGGUUCUACUGCUGGUAUAUUCAAUUACUAUGCACUUCACUCGCGGGAUUGGGAAGUUGUCAUUAAUUUCAAAGUGUCCGGUUCUAAAGGAACUCUUUUCGGUGAUGGCUUCGCUUUUUGGUACACGGCUACUCAUAUUAAACCAGGAUCGGCCCUUGGUGCUGAAGGUACAUUCCGCGGUUUGGGAAUCUUCUACGAUACCUAUAGCAAUCACAAUGGUGAACAUGGUCACGACCAUCCUUAUGUUAGUGCUAUGGUUAGCAACGGAUCAAUAACUUACGAUCACGAUCGUGAUGGCACUCAAACUCAACUAGCUGGUUGUCAUUCCCCUUUCCGAAACAAAGAUCACAGAACUCUUACUCGGAUCACUUACACUAAAAAUACUCUCAGCGUAUGUUACGUAGAUAUGGAUAUAAAUAAUCAAAACGAAUGGACGAAUUGCUUUUCAGUGAAAGGUGUACAUCUUCCUACUGGUUAUUUUCUCGGUAUUUCGGCUGCUACUGGUGACUUAACAGAUACUCAUGAUAUUCUGUUUCUUAAAACCUACGAUUUGGGUCUGCAGUAUAGCGAAGAAGAACUUCUUGAAGAUCGAAGCAUGAUUGAACCUUAUGCUGAAUCGGCCACACCUCCUAGAGAACAUGUUCCGGACGAGCAUAGAACUUCAAUCUGGACGAUAUUCCUCUACAUUAUCUUGACUAUUUUUAUAUUCUGCUGCUGUGUUGUGGGCUACAUGGUCUAUACGAAUAAUCAGCGUAGGAAGAGGCGACUUUAUUAA
Messenger RNA from Rodentolepis nana, 942 nucleotides. The record is from the annotation of a GenBank genome assembly. Lineage: Eukaryota; Metazoa; Platyhelminthes; Cestoda; Cyclophyllidea; Hymenolepididae.